UAACCUUUUCCAUGCUAUCAGCUACGUACAUAAUCCUUUUCAGACCCUUUUUUAAUACGCAUGUACGUAUCUUAAGAAAAAUGCAGGUUUGCCAGCACUUUUAAAACUCCGUUUAAAAAUAUUUUUAAAAAUCCGGUUCAGUGUAAUGUUGAAGUCAGUUCGCCAAAACUGUUGACCAGAACAAGUCGUACAAUUUUAAUUGCAAAAUUUUUAGUAUUUACGUAUUUAAACUACACAAAUCAUGUGCCGCCGAACUAACCGGAAGCGACAGAUUGCCGCCAGAAAAGCAUCCCUAAUCAGAGCCGAGAUGGAGGAAGAAAUGGAUCAGAUUGAUCUGCUCUUUUUGCAGAAUCUUUUGCAAGAAUUGCUAGCUCUGCAAAUGGACUAUCAAGUGCGGUUAUUAACCACUGCGAAGCGAGCGCAAGAGUGGUACAAUAAUUUGCUGACUACUACAACUGAUCCCGGCGAAAGGACCAUCGCAGAACGCGGAGGAGAAGAAACUCGUGUCAUGAUCCUGGAUUUAUUGCAUGAAUCCCAUGUGGCUCAAAAUUUUGAACAGAAACUUGACGAUUUGCUUUCCACCCGAAAUGUCCCAGAGGUUGUGGAGUUAUCAAAAUGGGAGUGGUUUGAAACUUUGGUGAAAAUUUACAAAAUUUCGGCCAGAUUUCAUACCUUGGUUAUCCACAUUUACGACAAAGAUGACGACCAGUGUUCCCAACUAGCCAACCAAUUAUCCACUCUCGCUGCUCGUGACGACAAUAAUAGAGUCCAAUUUCUGAAAAUACGAUCCCGCCCUGAUAACACUGCCACCGCCACGCCACGUGCCCCAGGCGUCAUGGCGUUCAGUUUUGGAAACUGUUUCGCCACUUUGAGCAAACCUUAUGCCGAAAUUCACCAGUUUUUUGACAAAAUUGGGGUUCAUCACGAAUAACUACAUACAUACAUAUUUACAUAUUUCAGUUUAAUUUACAUAU
This is a messenger RNA of Folsomia candida, 974 nucleotides long. RefSeq lists its product as uncharacterized. The transcript has 5 exons. The record is from RefSeq and is a predicted model, not a curated record. Bases 242 to 931 code for a protein of 229 amino acids. NCBI's taxonomy places the organism in Eukaryota, Metazoa, Arthropoda, Collembola, Entomobryomorpha, Isotomidae.